Messenger RNA from Cantharellus anzutake, 582 nucleotides. RefSeq names its product putative GTPase Rho1. The transcript is spliced from 4 exons. Bases 1 to 582 code for a protein of 193 amino acids. Gene Ontology annotation, biological process: small GTPase-mediated signal transduction. Lineage: Eukaryota; Fungi; Basidiomycota; Agaricomycetes; Cantharellales; Hydnaceae. The record is from RefSeq and is a predicted model, not a curated record. Gene Ontology annotation, molecular function: GTPase activity; GTP binding.
AUGUCUGAGAUUCGUCGCAAGCUUGUCAUCGUUGGCGAUGGUGCAUGUGGAAAGACUUGCUUAUUGAUCGUCUUUUCUAAAGGCACCUUCCCUGAGGUUUAUGUGCCUACAGUGUUUGAGAAUUACGUCGCCGAUGUUGAAGUUGAUGGCAAACAUGUUGAAUUGGCUCUCUGGGAUACCGCCGGUCAAGAGGACUACGAUCGCCUCCGGCCUCUUAGCUAUCCAGAUUCGCAUGUCAUUUUGAUUUGUUUUGCAAUCGACAGUCCCGAUUCGCUGGACAACGUUCAGGAGAAGUGGAUAUCCGAGGUCAUGCAUUUCUGUGCCGGACUGCCUAUCAUCCUGGUUGGGUGUAAGAAGGAUCUCAGACGUGAUCCAAAGACUAUUGAUGAGUUGCGGAAGACCUCUCAGCGCCCGGUCACACCCGAGGAGGGAAUGGCUGUGAUGCAGAAAAUUGGUGCCCGUCACUACCUGGAGUGCAGCGCUAAGACUGGUGACGGUGUUCGUGAAGUUUUCCAAUAUGCGACUCGUGCUGCCCUUCUUUCGAAAAGGCCUAAACCAAAGUCAAAGUGCAUCAUUGUUUAA